This is a messenger RNA of Zophobas morio, 889 nucleotides long. Its product is annotated as protein FRG1-like. The record is from RefSeq and is a predicted model, not a curated record. The transcript is spliced from 11 exons. NCBI's taxonomy places the organism in Eukaryota, Metazoa, Arthropoda, Insecta, Coleoptera, Tenebrionidae. The coding region runs from base 279 to 833 and encodes 184 amino acids. Gene Ontology annotation, cellular component: striated muscle dense body; nucleolus; catalytic step 2 spliceosome. Gene Ontology annotation, molecular function: actin filament binding.
CCCAAGUCAAAGCCUCAGCUCUCCGAUUUAAGGGUCAAAAGAGAAUUAAGAAGAUCAAAAAAGGGAAACGUUCCCGUCUCGAAGCCGAAGAGACCUUCGAAGAGGUGGAAGUAAAGCAUGGAAAGUGGUAUCUUGUCGACUCUGUUGAAAGAUUUAGUGGCGUAGUAUUCAUCCAAAACCUGAUUGACGGAAGGUAUAUAUAUGCAGAGCCCGAUGCUACUUUAACUACUGGUCGAAUUUAUAGUGCAGAAGACACUGAAGGCCCAGAGCCUGCAGAGAUGUUUUUAAUCGUGCCGGCAAGCGAUGGACAAUACGCCUUUAAAUCCGGAUAUAAUCGGUACGUGGGAAUGAACAUCUCCGGAUCUCUUUGCGGUUAUGCGGAGGCCAUCGGGGCUUUGGAGCAGUGGAUCGUUCAGUGUAACCCAGACAAAACUUUUUCGUUUAAAAGUGCUACUAAUAAAUUUCUCUGUUCUAAAGGAAACGGAGUUUUAACUUCAAAGUCCGCAAAAAGUAUGGAUGGUGAGCCUUCCGACGAUGAUCCAACUGUGAACCUCACUGGGCUGCUCGACGACGACUCCGUCCGUUUUAAAGUGUGGACGGACCAGCCGCCACUGAUGGUUGCCAAGGCGAGGGUUACCCAUCACGAAGAAGACGUGGGGGUUUUGGAGCUCAACACGAGUAAGAAAUACCAAAGCUACCAGGGAAAAGGCGCUACUCCGAUGGUUUCCAAGGAAGGGAAAAAGGCGUUAAAGAUAGCAGCGAAAGAAGGAAGGCUUAACGAAGAACUUUUAGAGCGCCGUUCAAAAAUUAAGGCUGACAGGUACUGCAAAUAAUAGCUUCUACUUGUAAAGCGACGACAAUACAUAAUAAAAUUCGAGUCACCUAUAAA